AUUCAUAGGAUGAAAUGAUCAAUCCCGGGAGGCUCUGGCUAGGGUUAUCAAUUUAACUUUUCAAUGGCGUUACUCAAGCCCUGCUUGUCAUUAAAUGCUGUCAAAUUGUUCACCCCAAAAAUGCCUCGAGGAAAAUCGAAAAAAUAUGUGUGCUUUUUAUGUGGAAGAGGUUGUGUCAAUUUGUGCCAAAAUUGUAAAAGUGUGGCCUUUUGUUCUCGGGAACAUUACCUAGCUCACCACCAGCGAAAAUAUUGUUUCCCUUUCCAAUUCUUCACUGAUUCUACACUUGGAACUAAAACACUGAUUGCUACUAGAGACAUCAAGCCCCUUGAACUCAUCUUCUUCGAGUGGAAUCUUGUUUUGGGCCCAAAUUGGUCCUUAAAUCCCAUUGGUAAUCCAUCUUGUUUGGACUGUUGCAAACCAGUGGAGAACAGCUACAAGUGUGGCCAUUGCGGAUUGCCCGUUUGUAACGAAACUUGCCAAAUUGGUUCAAACCACCAACUGGAAUGCCAACUCUGGCGAACAAAACCCGACUUGAUUUCCUCUCUUUGGAGUGAAUCCGUGGAGCUUGUUACUUUGGCAAUCAUGCCCACUCGACUCAUUCAGGCCAAGAAAUUCAAUCCCAAAGUAGACAACCGAACCCGUUAUCUAUAUGAAAAUAGGACCCUUGCAGAGGGAUCAAAAUCUUGGAAUGACAUAAAAGCGGCUCUAACAGUGUUGAUGAGAGAGUUUGUGGAUUCAAAUGAGAUAUCAGAAGUGGAUAUGACUGCCACUUUAGACCUAGUCCGAACUUGUUCCCUCAUAACCACGGAAGAUCGCGAACGGGCAUUAUUCCCCAUUUUCUCACAAUUUUCCCAUUCUUGCAUCAGCAACUGCAAAUUUGUUGUCUACCCCAACAAAACUUUGGCAGUGUUAUCCAAAACCAUCAUUAAGGCCGGGGACGAGUUAACCAUUAGUUUGGUUCCAGCAUUGGAACCGACUUGGAAACGACGCGCAAAGCUCUAUAGAGACCACUUGAUCGAAUGCUCAUGUCGACGUUGUCGUGAUCCAAGGGAGCUUGGAACCUACUUAUCGGCUCUAAUUUGCCAGCGUUGUUCAAUACCUGCAACCCACACAACUGGAACUGAGGUUGAUGAGGUGGGCUGUAUCUUGCCCAUAAAUCCUCUGGAACACGACACCAAAUGGGCUUGUCCAAUGCAUCCCCAACGUGAAUUGAGCAACGAGCAAGCUCAGCGUUUGGCAAUUGAUCUCCAAAGGAAACUGUAUGCUGGAGGACAAAUCACCACCAUCGAGCGAUUGGAGGAGGUCAUUGAGACAUUCUCGAGGAUCCUCCACCCCAAUCACGCCUUACUAAUGAUGGUCAAGCGAUCCCUUUUGAAUUGCUACAGUCAAGUACCCAUCUCGACUGUGGGCCGAAAGGAACUGCAGAGGAUGAAAGAGUUGGGAAAGGAACAGCUGACCUUGUUGAUCAAGAUUGAUCCUGGAUAUCCCGACUGGAGGGGAGAUGUCCUCCGAAAUUACUCCACGGCCGAGUUGAACUUGGCCAAGCUGGAUUUCGAGGACAAACAUAUCACUCGGCCUGAGUUCUUACUGCGGGUGAAAAAGGCCAUGAUAUUCGUUCAAGAAGGCCUCCAAUGCACAUCUUGCGUUCGGGUUGAUAGGUCUGCUCACACGCAAAUGUCUAUGGAUAUUUUGGGCGAGGAGAUGUCUGCCGAUUCGAGUUAUCUCUCGGAUGCUAGUUGUUCAAGUACUUGCUUUGAUUGAUUUUGUUUAAUUUUUUGGGCCAUUAUUGGAUGACGAGUAAAUGUUGAUAAUUUAUCUUGAUAA
Molecule: messenger RNA, 1827 nt
Organism: Tigriopus californicus
Lineage: Eukaryota; Metazoa; Arthropoda; Copepoda; Harpacticoida; Harpacticidae
Product: histone-lysine N-methyltransferase set-18-like
Exons: 3
Coding region: 64-1764 (566 amino acids)
Molecular function (GO): protein binding
Source: RefSeq, a predicted model, not a curated record